GCUGAAGCGUCGCGGAUGGGCCAAGCCUUGGCAGUCGCUGCCCGAGAACUUCCCGUCCCAGAACCGAGGAGGGACAGCGCUUGCGGUGGCCCGCGACACGGAGCGGGGAGAUGAUCAGCCAGAAGUUCAGCCAGUUCCUGGGAGUGCGGGUGCAGUCUGAGCUUGAACAGCCCUCCGAACUGCGGCGGGAGCCGGAGAAGGGGCUCAGCUCAGUGGGCGAAUCGGCCGCGCGGAUGGGAACAGGAGUGCGGGCCGGCUUGGCGGCAGCCUUGGCGCUGGCUUCCGUGGGAGCGGAUGACGAUCCUGGCGCCAACUUGUUCCCGCCGCCACCGCCCCAGCCCCGGAUCUGCAUGUGGAAGUACCUGGACAUCCAUUCCAUGCACCAGCUGGAGAAGACAGCCAGCAUUGAGGAGAUGAGGGAGGUGCUGGCUGAGCUGUUGGAGCUAGGCCAUCCUGAGCAGAGCCUGCGGGAUGCCAUCACCCUGGACCUCUUCUCCCAUGCACUCAUCUUCUGCCGCCAGCAGGGCUUCUCACUGGAGCAGACAUCAGCGGCUUGUGCCCUGCUCCAAGACCUUCACAAGGCCUGUGUUGCAACCCCCUUGGGCAACGUGGAGGAAUGCUACCGCUACUUCACCAGUGUUCUUUUUUGCCAUGGAGUCAGGCGGCCCCCCUUCAGCAUCGACCUCUUCAAGGAGGAACAGCUGCUGGCCAUGGCAGACUAUGUGGUCAACACCUACUUUCGCCACUUCAAGCUCUACAAAUAUGUCUUCACGCCCCAGGUGCAGCUGGAUCUAUCUUUGACUUACAUGGGGCUACAGCCACCUGAGGUCUGGCCAGAGGAGAAAGAAGGCAGCGAGGAGGAGGAGGAGCAGGCAGUCACCCCACAGGAGAAGGAAUUGGAGACAGUGGCCCAGCCAGAGCAAGAGCCAAGUCAGGUCUGUGUCCUCCGAGCCUACAUCAAGACCCAGCUGAACAAGGAGCUGGGGCAGCUGCAACAGCUGGUUGAGGAGCAGCUGAAGGCCAGCGAGGAAAGGCUCAGCAGCAAGUUGACCGCACUAGAGCGACCCUUUCAGCCACCUCCGAGCAAAGGCAAGAACAAGACUAAGUGAUCCCCAGCAUUUUCUCUAAUAAAGGCGUUGGCCAGAGCAGCCCCA
Messenger RNA from Cynocephalus volans (Philippine flying lemur), 1154 nucleotides. RefSeq names its product cilia and flagella associated protein 119 (gene CFAP119). The coding region runs from base 111 to 1109 and encodes 332 amino acids. Lineage: Eukaryota; Metazoa; Chordata; Mammalia; Dermoptera; Cynocephalidae. The transcript has 9 exons. The record is from RefSeq and is a predicted model, not a curated record.